GUGUGAGGCGCGCUGGCCCCGCCCACCCCUUGCUCUGCGCUGUGCGGGGUGUCAGAGAGGCAGGGGAUCCGCGGAGUGGAUCGGGGACUCGGCUCGGGGCGUCCAUGGAGCAUCAGAGGAGAUGAGGGGAGCGCUCCAUGAGCAUGCCGGAGAGUACGGGGGACCGAAGCGGGGAGGAGGAGACGCUGCCGAGCGGACAGCAGCAGCAGCAUUACGGAGCCAAAUGCAAGCGAUCUGAUUACUACAAUGCUGUGACUACAGUCCUCUUGGUGAAUAUCAUGGAUCUAAACUGUCUCUGCAGCCUUUAGAAGCGCAGCCCCGACAGAACGAUUGCCCGCGAAGGCCAUGGCCCUCUUCACGCCGUGGAAGCUGUCCUCCCAGAAGCUGGGCUUUUUUCUGGUGACUUUUGGCUUCAUCUGGGGCAUGAUGUUGCUUCACUUUACGAUCCAGCAGCGGACUCAGCACGAAAGCAGCACCAUGCUCCGCGAGCAGAUUCUGGAUCUCAGCAAACGCUACAUCAAAGCCCUGGCGGAGGAAAACAGGAACGUCGUGGACGGCCCAUAUGUCGGCACGAUGACAGCAUAUGAUUUAAAGAAGACGCUGGCGGUUCUUCUGGAUAAUAUUUUGCAAAGGAUUGGCAAAUUGGAAUCAAAGGUUGAUACUCUGGUUUUAAAUGGCACAGGAUUAAACUCCACCAAUGGUACGACGACUGCCAUUCCCAGUGUUGGCACUGGGGAUAAAAUAAACGUUGCAGAUCUCAUUGAUGGAGCCCAGGAACACUGUGAACUGCCUCCUAUGGAUGGCUAUCCUCACUGUGAGGGUAAAGUAAAGUGGAUGAAGGACAUGUGGCGCUCUGAUGUCUGCUACUCCAAUUACGGGGUCGAUGGUUCCACCUGUUCGUUUUUUAUUUACCUCAGUGAGGUUGAAAACUGGUGUCCUCGACUGCCAUGGAGAGCUGUAAACCACAAGGAAGAGGAAGCCGAUAAGCGAACAAUGGCUGAAAUCCGAACAGAUUUUGAGCACCUCUACUUCGUCAUGUCUAAACACCCGGAGUUCCGCUGGAUGACGCUGAGGAUAAAGAGGAUGGAUGACACCUGGAUAGAAGCAAUCAAGUCCCUGGCAGAGAAGCAGAAUUUGGAGAAACGGAAAAGGAAAAAGAUCCUCGUUCAUCUGGGCCUCUUAACAAAGGAAUCUGGUUUCAAGAUAGCUGAAAAUGCAUUCAGUGGAGGGCCGCUCGGCGAAUUAGUCCAAUGGAGUGACUUAAUUACAUCUCUUUACUUACUGGGCCAUGAUGUCAGGAUUUCAGCUUCAAUAGCUGAGCUGAAAGAGAUCAUGAAGAAGGUUGUGGGAAACAGAUCAGGCUGCCCUACACAGGGUGAUAGAGUGGUGGAACUUAUCUAUAUCGAUAUUGUGGGACUGGCUCAGUUCAAGAAGACACUUGGCCCUUCCUGGGUGCACUAUCAAUGUAUGCUGCGAGUUCUGGAUUCGUUUGGGACCGAACCGGAAUUUAAUCACGCCCAGUACGCUCAAUCCAAGGGCCACAAAACACCUUGGGGAAAAUGGAAUCUGAACCCUCAGCAGUUCUAUACUAUGUUCCCUCACACACCAGAUAACAGCUUCCUGGGGUUUGUGGUGGAGCAGCAUCUGAAUGCCAGCGACAUCAGACACAUGAAUGACAUCAAGAGGCAGAACCAGUCUCUUGUUUACGGCAAAGUUGAUAACUUCUGGAAGGACAAGAACACUUAUUUGGACAUCAUCCACACCUAUAUGGAGGUACAUGGUACUGUACAUGAGAAGGGAACGGUCCACAUGCCCAAUUAUGUGAAGAAUCACGGGAUCUUGAGUGGACGAGACCUACAGUUCCUGCUCCGGGAAACUAAACUCUUCGUUGGCCUCGGAUUCCCUUACGAAGGACCAGCUCCAUUGGAAGCCAUUGCAAACGGCUGUGCUUUCUUAAACCCCAAAUUUAGUCCACCAAAAAGUAGUAGAAAUACUGAUUUCUUCAAAGGGAAACCAACUCUAAGAGAGCUCACAUCCCAGCACCCAUACGCCGAAGUGUACAUCGGGAAGCCUCACGUCUGGACGGUUGACAUCAACAAUCCAGAAGAGGUGGAGAAGGCGGUGAAGGCCAUACUGAGUCAAAAGAAUGAACCUUACCUGCCCUACGAAUUCACACGUGAGGGCAUGCUGCAGCGGGUGAACGCCUUCAUUGAGAAACAGGAUUUCUGCCAUGGACAAGUCAUGUGGCCUUCGUUAAGCGCCCUUCAAGUGAUACUUGCAGAAACUGGAAAGUCAUGUAAGCAAGUGUGUCAGGAGAAUCAGCUCAUCUGUGAGCCGUCGUACUUCCAGCAUCUCAACAAAGACCAAGACCUGGCCAAGUUCAACAUUCAUUGCCAGACCUCUGACGUCGCAAAUGAUAUCGUGGUCCCGUCCAUAGAUGAGAGCAAGAAGCAUUGCGUCUUUCAAAGCGAUCUCUUAUUAUUCAGCUGCGCAGGGUCCCACCCCCACCACAAGCGGGUCUGUCCAUGCAGGGACUACAUGAAAGGACAGGUUGCACUUUGCAAGGACUGCCUAUAGCAUCUGCUAACCCUCUCCCUGUUGGAUGGGGUGUCCUGGCGGCUAGGUGCGAAGGCAUAUAACACUUUCUUGCACUUUUGGCCUAUUGGUGUUUAUGGAAAGCAUAAAGGGUUUCACGUUCCGAAAACGGGCGCCAAACACCGUUUCCGAAGAGUCCGUCCCAGGAAGUGCUUCAGAUGCCUUUCUCACAGGAGCAUUUUUUUUUUUUUUUUGUGAGCUGAAGCCCUGGAAAGAACCACCUUUUAAUCCUAAAGCCUUCCACCUCUGCGCUACUUAAAACAAAAAAAAAGCGCAGCUGACGGUUUAUUUAAAGAAAAUCCUAUAGACGGUUUACACAAGGUGAAAAUGGUUUUAGGUCAUCGAUGUGGCGGAGCAGUCCUCUCUAGUGCGGUGAUUUAGGAACGCCAGGACGCCAUGCUAGUAUGUGUGAAACAACAAAAAAGGGUGUGAAGGCGGUUCAUCCGCUCUGAUUCUGGACGCCAUACUAGAUGAUGAUCACCGCAUGCUGCAAAGGCCCACAGGCUGCUAGCUGUAACAUAACGCAUGACUACUGUAGACUUAUUGAUUGACGACGUAGAGCAGUGCCGGUGUCUCGUUAAGGAAUCGAUAAUAUGGCAUGUGUGUGAAAUUCACUUUCGGGAGGGGAAAAAAAAAUUAUGAUUCUCAAUUUGUUUACAGACCGUAAAGUCUCUCCUCGUACACUCAACAAAUUUCCUCCAUCUCCGAUCGCCACACUGCCAAGUGGUAGACCACCGCCAGCUUGGUUUUUCCUUGGAUCCUUUGGGAAUAACUGAAAAUAAGGAAAAUGUGUAAUAACUGUCCUAGCUAGCGAAUGAGGUAGUCUAGACAAAGCCAGUGCUUACCCAGGCGGUAGAAGUAGACAGCUAAAGAUAUAUGUAUAAAGCUUGUACGUCGUGUUUUUUUUUUAUGGGCCAUGUCUGUGAAAUAGUUCUGUAUAUAUUUAACAUGUGGAAUAUUUUUAUUUAGAUAUUUAUGAUGCAAAGAGGGUGUACAUUUUUCUCUGUUUCUAUGUUUGUGUGUGCGCACGCGCAGAGGAAUUCAGUUGAACUUUGAAUAUAGCUGCCAUUUGCAUUGGGUGGAAGCAAGCUUUUUAUUUUAUUUUUUUCUGGGUGCUUAAUCAACGUUUUUCUCUUAUCUGUUAAGUAAACUUGCACAGAGCUUUUAACCUAAAGCUGCCCUAUAUGGACAAGUGUGUGGAUACAUGACCAUCAUGCCUGUAUGAGCUUCUUAUAGGACAUCCUAUUCCAAAACCACGGGUGUUGAUAUAUAAAUUUUUUCCUGUCUUUUUUUUUUUUUUGGCUAUACCAGUCUCCACUUUUCUGAUGAGACUUGAUUUUGAAGCUUGCAUGUAGUAUUCUGUGCCCAUCGAUCCAAAGAGCAUUUGUGAGACCAGGUAUUUAAAGUGGUUGUAAACCCUUAAAAAAAAAA
Messenger RNA from Rana temporaria (common frog), 4026 nucleotides. It is a transcript of the gene MGAT5, whose product is annotated as alpha-1,6-mannosylglycoprotein 6-beta-N-acetylglucosaminyltransferase. Gene Ontology annotation, cellular component: Golgi apparatus. Gene Ontology annotation, molecular function: alpha-1,6-mannosylglycoprotein 6-beta-N-acetylglucosaminyltransferase activity. The transcript is spliced from 17 exons. The coding region runs from base 346 to 2577 and encodes 743 amino acids. Gene Ontology annotation, biological process: protein N-linked glycosylation. The record is from RefSeq and is a predicted model, not a curated record. NCBI's taxonomy places the organism in Eukaryota, Metazoa, Chordata, Amphibia, Anura, Ranidae.